Molecule: messenger RNA, 204 nt
Organism: Penicillium digitatum Pd1
Lineage: Eukaryota; Fungi; Ascomycota; Eurotiomycetes; Eurotiales; Aspergillaceae
Source: RefSeq, a predicted model, not a curated record
AUGCAAUUUCGACAUGUCUCAUAUCUCCACUGGCUAUACGAAUUCGAUAUCUUCCACUUGAUCCCACCCAACGAGCGCAUAAAUUAUGCCGAUCUCGCAGCAGCAGCCAAAGUGCCCGAGCAGCGACUGGAAAGUAUCAUUCGCAUAGCAAUGACAAACUCUCUAUUCCGCGAGCAACCGUAUGGCAAGAGUAUAGUUCACUAG